CCAGGAACUGAAAUUUGGCAGGUAUUUGUUAUGAUGUAACGUUAACUAGCUGGAGCAGGUAACGUUGGACUACGAACAACGAAUAUAAAGAUGAAAAAGUCAACCAAAUGUAUACAUCGACCUGCUAUUUUGCCGAUUAUUUCUACUAUCUGGAGCAAUGCCGAUCACUCAAGAAAUGUUGAUAUGUUAUUCUUAUGUUACAUGUAACCACAUUGCUAGCUCGCUGGUCAUAGCCAGCUAGCUAGCUAAAACUGGCUGUGGUGUGUCGCUGUAGCCUUAAGUCACUGGUUUUAUUUUUGCUGCGUUAACGUUACAUUUUGUCGUGAACCUGUGAACCAUGGAAGGAAUGCUUUACAAGUGGACUAAUUAUAUGACGGGAUGGCAGCCACGCUGGUUUGUUUUGGACAGCGGAAUAAUCUCCUAUUAUGACUCUCAAGAUGAUGUUUGCAAGGGGAGCAAAGGAAGCAUAAAGAUGUCCGUCUGUGAAAUUAAAGUUCAUCCAACUGAAAAUACCCGACUGGAGCUGAUAAUUCCAGGAGAGCAACAUUUUUAUGUAAAAGCUGUGAAUGCGGCAGAGAGACAGAAAUGGUUGGUUGCCCUCGGAAGCUCUAAAGCUGGUCUCCUCGAUAUCAGAACCAAAAAAGAAAAAGAACUGACAGAGACCACGGAGUCUUUGAAAACCAAGAUGUCGGAACUGCGGCUCUACUGUGACUUACUGAUGCAGCAGGUCCACACCAUUCAGGAGUCCGUGGCUCCAGAUGAAGACCAAACAACAUCCAGCACUGAGACUAUGAAUGAAGCGUCGUCGUUACUGAGUGCAACGUGCAACACGUUUAUAAAGACACUGGAGGAUUGUAUGAAGAUUGCCAACUCCAAGUUCAAGACUGACCUUCUCCAGCUGACCCCGCCUGACCCUCUGAUGUCUCCGGUCUCUCCGUCCCCCAUACAGAUGGCCCGGAUGAAGCGGUCUAUUAGUCACCCAGGCACCUACAGUUUCGACAGGUCAAGCCAUUUGCCAAAGGACGGGCUGCCGCCACCACCUCCACCGCUGUCAAUCCUGCCGUCGCAGAGGUCGUCUCAGAGGCGCACGCGCACGUGCUCAGACACAGAGGCGCUCAGCGACAGCUGCACAGAGGAGACAGACCGAACGAUGCCAUAUUCCAAAGCCACGGUCAACGGAGACUCUGCUCCCUGCAUUCCAGAAGAAAUGAGUGCAAAUGCAAACCGGACAGCAAGGUCGCCCCUGGAUACGGAUACUCCAGAGUCGGAUCUUUCGCUCUGAAAACUGGGCAUUCUUUUUUGUUUCUAUUUUCAACAACAACAAAAAAAGUCAUUUGUCUUUUAAAAUAUUUUACUUUAAUAGAUACUGCUAUGCAGUCUCCGCUUGCAUUGCAUUACUGGUAUUGUAGGAAAUAUACUUUAGUAUUAUUUCCUGUGCAAGCAUUUAUUUGCACUUUAAAAAAAAAGAAGGAAAUGAAUGUUUGUAUACGUAAAGGUAUUUUUAAACAUUGUCAAUGCUAGGUCACGAGUCAUGUCUUGACUGAUACAGAAAUGUGGUCAUGAUUCAUCAGUGUGUUUUUGCAGAUGUUCAUCUGCAGUUUCUGUGGCAGCCUAUCCAAAUGAAAACCUUUAGAGAACCUUUGGUUACUGUGCCAAUGAGCUAAGCUCGUUCUCUUCUGUGUAAGAAAAUAACAAUAAUAACAACAACAACCAAACACUUGGUAUGCACCAGUGUCCACACCAUUUUCUGGAAGUAAGUGAGUGUUCACUUUAUUUAUUUGUAUAUUUUUUCUAAAAAUGUUCUGAAGAAUGUGCACUGCUCACAUCGUGUCCAUCCCCUAACUGUUUUGCCUUAACAUCAGUUCUUCGCAUGGAAGGAUGUGUCUGACUAUUGACAAGUACUGAUUUGUGCAAAAUUGAGUACAAUAAAUAUAUGGAAUAAGGAAA
This is a messenger RNA of Alosa sapidissima (American shad), 1947 nucleotides long. RefSeq names its product pleckstrin homology domain containing, family A (phosphoinositide binding specific) member 3 (gene plekha3). Bases 338 to 1282 code for a protein of 314 amino acids. Gene Ontology annotation, cellular component: early endosome; recycling endosome; trans-Golgi network. The record is from RefSeq and is a predicted model, not a curated record. Lineage: Eukaryota; Metazoa; Chordata; Actinopteri; Clupeiformes; Clupeidae. The transcript is spliced from 8 exons. Gene Ontology annotation, biological process: retrograde transport, endosome to Golgi; receptor recycling; endosome organization.